Molecule: messenger RNA, 2059 nt
Organism: Hipposideros armiger (great roundleaf bat)
Lineage: Eukaryota; Metazoa; Chordata; Mammalia; Chiroptera; Hipposideridae
Gene: TMED6
Product: transmembrane p24 trafficking protein 6
Exons: 4
Coding region: 1166-1888 (240 amino acids)
Source: RefSeq, a predicted model, not a curated record
GGGUACCUGUGCUGCUGUGCACUGGGAAUGAUCCCAGACUCUCCCGUCUUCACUUCAUAGAGACUGCUGCAGGGCCACCAUGCCUCCAGUGCUGUGAUAUCAGUUGGCCUCCGUGAGAACUGAACACAAUUAUGAAGUCUGUGCUUUGCUUAUUAGCUGUGACAGUUAAAGUAUCACCACUUGGAGUCAAUGCAAUGAAUUCUGAAACAACGCUUGGUUAGCUGCUAAGCUGUUUUGUUUUUUACGAUUAUGGCUGAAAUAAAAACAUCUAGACAUAGUCAGGACUCAGACUGACAGAACACUCCUGGUGGGUAAGAGCGUGAGGCCCACUCAAGCCCCUGCUGUGCCAGCUGUGCUGUAGGAUGGUGGGCCAGCCACUGGAGUCUGAGCAUCCAUUUCCUCUCUUACGACGCAGUAGGUAAUGGUACCUCCCUUGUAGAGCUGUUCUGAGAAUAAAGUCAGAUGCAGGUCAAUCUCUUAGCUCAGUGCUGGCCAUGAAGUCAGUGGGUGCCAAAGAGUUAGAUAAAAGAAGAAAGUUUAAGGGUUUCAACAAUAUAAUGCUCUAAGUUGCUUUGGCUAGCUUUAGAUGAGGAGGACUAGCAGUGUGUGUGGGGGAGGUGGUGGGGGGGUUGACCACUGUCUUUCGCUCACUCUAUUCAUCCAUUUAAAUGUUUGCAAGCACUUUCAUGGUGUGCUUUGCUCUCUCAACGGUAGCGCUGGGCAGAAUCCAUCGAAACAGAUGUUGCCUCAUGUGUCUUAUAGGAGCAAUAGGUAUCCUCUAGCAAUUUGAUAGGAGAAAAACCUCCCCAACCAACUUCUGUCUGUAGAGUCAGAUGGGUGUAAAUAAAUUUCCUCAAUGUUUAUUCCCAAGAACUGAAAAAUGACAGCCAAAAGCAAGGAUGGAAAUACUCUUCUGAAGUAGAUUCUGUCUACAAUAGCACCCAUGAAGUAGGUUUGUAAGCCACUGAGGUUUUGAGGUGAAAGCAAAAACUCUUCCUGUGAGCCCAACAUGGGGGUAACUGUGCCAGUUCUAUGGAAUAGCUGUGUGGCCCUGAAACUGGCCUGUGACUCGUGCAGUUAAUGAUUACCCCAGCAGUUAUCUAAAACUACUUGGUUCCACUGGGCUGCAGGCAGUUCACCUGCAGAGGAGUCUCCAGGAACCAGCAUGUUCCCUUUGUUCUUUGGGGCUGGACUGGUGGUUCUGAACCUAGUGACCUCUGCUGGGAGCCAGAAGACAGAACCCCUUAGUGGCUUUGGGGACCAGCCGCUCUUCCGGGGAGCAGAUCGAUAUGACUUUGCCAUCAUGAUCCCUCCAGGAGGCACAGAAUGCUUCUGGCAAUUUGCCCACCAGACUGGAUACUUUUAUUUCAGUUAUGAGGUUCAGCGGACCCUGGGAAUGUCACAUGACUGGCAUGUUACCGCCACUGCACAUACCCCACAAGGCUUCCUCAUAGAAAACUCUCAGAAUGUUCGGGGCCAGAUUAACUUCUCUACUCAAGAGACAGGUUUUUAUCAACUUUGUCUAAACAAUCAGCAAAAUCACUUUGGUUCUGUGCAAGUGUACCUCAAUUUUGGAGUCUUCUAUGAGGGGCCUGAAAUAGACCACAAACAGAAUGAAAGAAAACAACUGAAUGAUACUCUGGAUGCAAUUGAGGAAAGUACACGGAAGGUACAGAACAACAUCUUUCACAUGUGGCGAUACUACAACUUUGCCCGCAUGAGGAAAAUGGCCGAUUUUUUCCUUCUCCAAUCAAACUAUAACUAUGUGAACUGGUGGUCGACAGCCCAGAGCCUUGUCAUUAUUCUUUCUGGGAUCCUGCAGCUGUAUUUCUUAAAGCGUCUCUUCAAUGUCCCAAUGACUACAGACACAAAGAAGCCAAGAUGCUAAGCUAAAAUAACUACAGCCCUGGCCCUUUUCUUCUGGGCAGAAGUUGGUCAAAGCUUUGGUGAAAGCAGCUUUGUAAAGUUAUUGACCAAAAAACAAAACCAACAAAAAGAAUUUCUCCUCUUAGAAAGUUUUAGUCUAUUGCUGUCAUCUACACAGGCAAAUGGCAAUAAA